This is a messenger RNA of Neolamprologus brichardi, 4926 nucleotides long. Lineage: Eukaryota; Metazoa; Chordata; Actinopteri; Cichliformes; Cichlidae. The record is from RefSeq and is a predicted model, not a curated record.
UGUCGGCCCUUCACAGGAAGAAGGCUGGCGUAUUCAACAUGGCUGCGGUCUUCUGACAUAGGAGUUGUCUAAAGUAAUGCUAUAGCCCGGCUUUCUUGAUAGUACACUUGACUCCGUUCAUUGUGUUAAAUAGUUUUGACUCUGCUUCGACAUGGCCCAGUGUGUCCAGUCUGUACAGGAGUUCGUUCAGGACUCGUUUGUCCCGAUGGUGGCCGUCUUGUGCAGUGAAGAAGCUGAGAGAGUGACUCGCAAAAACAACCUAAAUUUUGCGGAGCUGCUGAGGCCUUUCUGCAGACUUACGUCUGAAGGUCACAUCCGAGAUCCCAGCAAUCAACUGCAGGUUGUGAAAAACCUGCGUAUCUGUGUCAACAAUUUAGUGACAAGUCCAACAACAACAUCUACGUCCCUGAGCCCUGCUCAGCGUCAGCUACUCAGUGAUGUGGUGUCAUCCUGCCAGCCCCAAGAAAGUGCUGUGACUAAUGUGGUUAUGGCAGGAGAUUAUGAGCUCAAUUUUAGUGAUGACUGUGUUAAAGCUAGCACCCCCUGGUACAGUGUCUGGAGAGAAACACUGUUGGAAAUCAAAACCUCCAAGUACAGCUCAGUAACCACGCCCUGGUUUGAAGCCUACAGGGAGAACUUCCUGCAGUCAAUGCCUGCCUCUGACCACGAGUUCCUCAAUCAUUACCUUGCUUGCCUGCUAGUGGUAUCAUCCACUGAGGCAGUCCCUGUGGAGCAGUUCCUCAAGCUUUCUCAGGAGCAGCACAGAAUUCAGCACAGUGGAGAAUACACUAAUCCCAAGUGGUUUAUUCCUAACACACUCAAGUACUAUGUCUUGCUACAUGACAUGUGUGAAGGGGAUGAACAAAGAAUGAAAAGUUUGUCGAUGGCAGGGGAAAAUUUUACUUUAGUUCACAUAGUGAACCUGUUUUUGCAGGAUGUGUUUGAUGAUCCAGCUCCAACUAUGAACAGUGCUGCUGUAGAGACCAUUAUUAGCAGACCUGAAGUAGACGGCAAUUAUUCAGCUGAGAAAGAUGAGAUGUCCAGUAGCUUGGAAGGGCAUCCUCUCCAGUUGGACAGCAGCAUGGCAAACCUGCACAACCUCAGUGCUGUACAUACGGACCUAAAGAAAGGUGCUAAAGAUUCAAACAGCCCAGCCUGUGCUGCAGGUAGCCAUGGGGCUUGUCUGACCCUGAACGACCAUGAUUACAUAAGACAGUUUAUCCAAGAAUUCACCUUCAGAGGUCUGCUGCCACACAUAGAGAAAACCAUCAGACAGCUGAACGAUCAGCUAGUAUCCAGGAAGGGCCUGAGUCGGUCUCUGUUCACUGCAACAAAAAAGUGGUUUGGUGGAGGAAAAGCUCCAGAGAAGAGCAUCAGUGAACCAAAGAGCACAUGUGGCCUUCUAUAUCCCCCAGAAGCCCCAGAACUGCAGAUCAGAAAGAUGGCUGACCUGUGCCUCCUGGUUCAGCACUAUGACUUGGCUUACAGCUGUUAUCAUACUGCCAAGAAGGACUUCCUGUCAGAUCAGGCCAUGCUGUAUGCUGCUGGGGCACUGGUGAGAGCACACAUGUUGACUGAGAUCCUUUCCCAGGCACCUCAACCCCACCCACAUCUUGUGUCNNNCGCAAUACAAACGUACAGAGAUGUCUGCAAGAACAUGGUGCUGGCUGAGCGCUGUGCUCUACUCAGUGCUGAAAUACUCAAGAGUCAGGGAAAAUACUCAGAAGCUGCCACUCUUCUCAUUAAAAUGACCAGUGAGGACUCUGAUUUACGGAGUGCUUUGCUGCUGGAGCAGGCUGCCCACUGCUUCAUUAAUAUGCGAAACCCUAUGGUGCGCAAAUUUGCCUUCCAUAUGAUUCUGUCUGGUCAUCGUUUCAGCAAAGCAGGACAGAGGAGGCACGCACUACGGUGUUACUGCCAAGCCAUGCAGGUGUAUAAGGAGAGAGGGUGGUCCUUGGCAGAAGAUCACAUCAACUUUACAAUUGGGCGUCAGUCCUUCACACUUCGCCAACCAGAGGAGGCUGUAACAGCUUUCAGACAGAUCCUGAUCAAUGACAGCAGACAGACGGCUAAACAGCAGGGCGCCUUCCUGAGAGAGUACCUCUAUGUUUACAAGAGCGUGUUGGGAGGAAAUGAAGUCAGCCUUCCCCAGCUUCCCCUGCCCUGCAUCCACAGCUCAGCAACAAGAGUCUACUUUGGACACGAACGCCGCCUUGCAGAAGGAGAAAAGCAGGCGGCCACUCACGUGUCACUGGACCAGGAGUUUGACCAGGAUUUGUCAGCUAUGUGGUGCCAUCUAGAAGAGCAGCUUGUAGCUUCUGCAAAUGGGGGUGUUGUCCCAGUAAAUUUUCAGCCCACUCAGUGCUGCCUCAACAGUCAGACAGACAACCUCCGUCAUCCCCUGGCUGUGGUUGAAGAGCCAAUCAUAGUGGAGGUGACAUUCAGGAAUCCUUUGAAGGUUUCUCUGGCCCUGUCAAGCCUCUCGCUCCUGUGGAGGUUUACUGUUGACGGUUCAUCUUCAUCAAAGGAGAUGACAGAAGAGACCAUUACCAAUGAGGAGACCUCAGCUGUAGGGAUGAUACAGAAAGAUGAUAUUGUGACCUCUGAGACUAUCCAGGAGUUUCAGUUGGGUCCAGAGGAGACCAAAAUGGCCCGACUCAAGCUGCUGCCACACAGAACUGGUCAGCUGAACAUUGUGGGUGUAGUGUACAACCUGGCUGCAGGCUCCUCUGGCGAAAUGACUUCUAGCACUGAAGACCAGCAGACUCUAGAUUUGAUGGUUCGUGGGAAACAGGACUUGAACAUCCUUGGCCCACGUCUUAAUCUGACCAAAGAGGAUAAGAUGUCAGUUCGUCAUGGUCCUGAUCGACGUCUGAAUCCCAUCAUAACAGCACCUAUGCCCCUGAUGGAGGUUUUUUUCCUGCAGUUUCCCACUGCUCUGCUGUGUGGCGAAAUCCGAAAAGCAUAUGUUGAGUUCUGUAAUGUCAGCGGUGUUGCUUUGUGUGGCCUGCGAGUGGUGUCCACACACGCCGCUUUCUUCACCUUUGGCAGCCAGGCCACAACACCCCUCAGCCCGACGUCAGCUGAAAAUUGUUCACCUUAUAAAACCGUGGCCACACCUCUCCAGCGGGCCUCAGAAGCCACUGAGAGUCUGGUUUCAGCUGAUGAUUUCAGACAGCCAUCUGGUGUGAUAGAAAUUCCAAUAGAUGGCAGCAUCCUGCAACCAGGGCAGUCCACUCAGCUGCCUCUCUGGCUGAGAGGACCAGACCAGGAGGGAGUCCAUGAAAUCAACUUUCUGUUCUAUUAUGAGAGCGCAGAGAAAGGACUCAAGAUAAGUCACCGGGUGCUGCGCCACACAGUAUUUAUCUGUGCCAGUCGGUCUUUGAGUAUACAGGCAUCAGCCUGUCGCAGCAGUGUUCCUCCACAUCACUGUCUGGAUGAAAAAGGCAGCAGUGGAACCCUUGUCUUUAUUGAUGUGGAGAACAUCAAUACGAAUGAAGGUGGCGUGCGAGAGUUCCACAUCGUUCAGGUCUCGAGUAGCAGCCAACAUUGGCGCCUUCACAAGUACAUCAACCCGAACAAGGAUAAAGAAUGUAAACUUGGCAGCAGAGAAAGAGCCAAGCUGUGUUUUAGGGCCACACGUUGCAAACCCAGUGAAGCUACCUCUAAGGUUGUAGAGAAGUACACCUUUUCAGACCUGAGUAUGGGAAAUGAACAGAUCAUCAGUUCUACCACACCAUGUGGGGAUUUCUUCUUCCGCUGCCUGACGUUAGAAACUCAGGAAGCAUACGGAGCAUCAUCCAGGAUAUCAUCAGUCAGCAAGAGUCAAGGCUCUGUACCCACUGAGAACAGAAGUUCAGACCUGACAGAUAUUGCCAAGGAGUGCAGUGAGCUGGACCUCAACAUAAUUGUCAUUUGGAAGGCUUAUGUGGUUGAGGACAACAAACAACUUAUCCUGGAGGGCCAACUCCAUGUUGCACUGCAGACCAUCGGCAAAGAAGCCAGUUCUUUGACUGCUAAAGAGGAAGCUCAGGAGAUGGUGCUCCUCAAGUUUAAAUCAGACCUGCCUCCUCCAGUCAUUCUUCCCUCUGCAGAGUUUUGUCAGCUCAUCAAAACCAAUCUACACUACCCUGAAACCUGCACACACCCAUUUGUGCAGGAAAGUCUCUGUUUGGUGCCAGUUACUCUGACUCUGUCCAACUGCUCCUUGGCUCAGGUAGAUGUCAUCAUUGACUUAAGACACAAAAGCACCAGCCCAGAGUCCCUGGAGGUCCACAGCUCAUUUGCUUGGGUGGGUCAGUCCCAGUACAAGCUGCAGCUAAAGCCCAAGGAGGUACUGUGUCUAACACUGCAAGCCUGUUUCCUUCAGGCGGGAGUCUACAAUCUCAACACUCCCAGAGUGUUUGCCAAGCCAUCUGAGCAGAGCAUCAUGUGUGAGACAAGUCAGCAGACGGCUACUCCUGCUCUUAUAGUCAUCAGCAAUGCCUAAAACGAGCCCGAUGGUCUUCAGGCACUUCUAGACCGUGCUGUGUGUUUUAACUCCAUUCAAGGACCAUUGACAUUAAAUUCCUGGAUAGACUGAGCAUUUGUUCCGUCAGUUUUUGCAAUACUGUAAGAAGAGCUGUUUACAUCCUGAAUUGUACAUCUUUUUAUUCAGUCUGCAGUCCUUUCAAAGGCAAAAUGGACACUGACGACUGAACCGCAUUUGCUGCCCAUUCUCUAACAGUCUACAAUUUCAUUAUGCACACGUUGUAUUUUGUUUCUGGACCAGUGAGUCAAACUGUGUUUAACCUCAACAUAUUGUCAUUUAGCUCUUGUAUGCACUUGAAUUGAAAUCUUUUCUGGAAAUUAUGUAAUUUAUUUAUAUAUAACAAAUUGGUUGUAAAUAGAAAAUAAAAGUCUAAUGAUACUGUAAAAGAAUAUCAA